This is a messenger RNA of Acanthochromis polyacanthus (spiny chromis), 3212 nucleotides long. Its product is annotated as protein CutA homolog. Gene Ontology annotation, molecular function: copper ion binding. Lineage: Eukaryota; Metazoa; Chordata; Actinopteri; Pomacentridae. Gene Ontology annotation, biological process: response to metal ion. The record is from RefSeq and is a predicted model, not a curated record. The transcript has 6 exons. The coding region runs from base 222 to 734 and encodes 170 amino acids.
ACCAACCGAAAGCGGCAGAGAUUUGUCACUGUAUUUGACCACUCGACCCUUCACCUGUCAGCGACAUGCACUUCUCCUCGAACGGCAAUUAGUUUCCAGCGUGUUUCUCCGUCGCUAGAGCCGCCGUCAGAAGGACCCGAGAUGAGUUUUUUCAAAAUGCCGGAACACUAAGUUCAGCACAGUGUGUCCCUCGUGUUAUCUGCUCCGUGUGGACUCUGGGAAUGACAUUAGUUGCAGCUGACAGGAUGGAGUACCUGUUCCAGCGAUGUCACAAAGACGCUGUUUUCAACUCAGUCUUCCGCUCGGUGCUGCUCAUGUCAUGUUUGUUCCUGGUCCUGACUGUGUCCAUGUAUUCUGGGUUGUGGUCCAUCGGGGUCCGGCUUCAUUCAAUGUUCACAGGAAGCUACGUACCAGGUCACCACUCGGUACUUCUCAUCAAUAGCCCCAACGAACAGGCAGCCAGGGACAUUGGCAGAGCUAUCAUGGACAGACGGCUGGCAGCGAGUAUUAACAUUCUCUCCAAGACCUCCACAAUGUACUAUUGGAAAGGUGAAAUCCAGGAUGCAAGUGAAAUCCUGAUGCUGGUGAAAACAAAGACCUCCAGGAUCCAGCAAGUCAUAGAUUAUGUGAGGUCUGUGCAUCCCUAUGCAAACCCCGAAGUCCUCAGUUUCCCCGUGGAGGACGGCAGCCUGGCCUACAUGAAGUGGAUGGAUGAAGCCAUUCCAGAUGACUGAGAUAUCGUUAAAAUCAAAGCCAAUCCCAGCAUGGACUUCUGCCAAACAGGGAAACUGAGCCAUGUGUGCAAGCUGUUGAUUAAACCUUUGGAUCGAAGGGCUCAGGAAGCACUCUGCUGAAUUCAUGUUGUUACAUGACAUUUACGCUUUUUUCUGCUCUGGCAUUUUCACCAGAAAUUCUACGUACUUCAGAGAUUUUAUUUUAGAUAAUAUACCACUGCCAAAGAAGACACUUAGUGAAAAAUCUUAGAGUGGAAAGGGCCAAGUUUCCAGUGGACCAGUUUGUUUUAGAUACAGGGACCAGCUACAACAUGAAAACCACGUGACUAACACCGUGUACGCAACCCUUGUGCUGUGAAAAUAGCUGUGAACCAUUGAACCAUGGGACACCUGUGGUGCCUCACACCAGGAUUUUGGCAUCAGAUCCUUUGGAAAACUGAGGUUUAUGUGGCGAGGCCCUUAUGGAUCAGGCUUGCUCCAGCAGAUCCUACAUCUGUAGGAUGCUCGAUUAGAUUGGGAUCUACGGAGUUUGGAGACCAGGUCAAUGCCUUCAGUUCUUCUCAAGCAGUUUUUGUGGUUCUGCUUGGGGACAUGGCAGCCAUCGGAGAGUUCAGCUACAAUGAAGGUGCAUGUUUGAUCUGGAACAGUGUGUAGGUUUGUAACGUGUCAAAGUAACAUCCACAUAAAUGGCAGGAUCCUGGGUUUUCCAGCAAAACAGAACAUUUAACAAUGUGAUCACUGUUAGACACUUAGCCUGUCAGUGAUUUUCAUGUUAUGGCUGAAGAGUUUGCAUUAUGCUGCUGGUAAACAGAAUGAUGCCUCCGUUUCCUGCUAUAACUGGAAACAGAAGCAUCAUUCUAUAACUGUUCCCAGUCAUAAAACAGAUCAGAUGGUAUAAACAUCCCAUUUAAACAAUGGCCAGUUUUAAUACACUGCCUGUGCUUCAUAGUGUGAGUGAGGUAAUCAAGAUGCCUUGGAUUGUAUUCAGAAAAUAACUGACUCAGUAGAAACAUCACCACUCUGAGUCAUGCAUUUCUUGCCUCAUGCAUUGUCAGAACUCUUCAUUAUGCAUUAUUGCUUGUGCUUUACUGCUAUUAGAGAAUACAAAGUGCAAACAACAAACUCAGUAUGUGCAAUUUAUAGAGCACAUUCUGGCAACACUUGACUUAAUGUCAGCCAGUUUGGAAUCAAAUAAAAAUUUAAAACCAAGCUCAUAGCACUCUGUAAUUUAGCUUUGAGCAAACAUAAAUGUUUAUUACUUUGUCAGCAACGCUAUCACUUUCCUGUGACCCAUGAGUAGAUAUUGGUGUAUAAAUGAAUAAAGAGUGAUAAUAUAGUGAAAGAGAGAUAUAUUUUAUAAUAUAAAAUGUGUAAUCAUAGUAGAAGAAACACUGAAAUCUGUCUUGUAAAUGUUUAUAAAAGGCUCCUACAUGGUAGAUGGGAUCACCAAAAAGCAGACUUGCAGGUUUAAUAUAUGAUAGAGUUAGAGCGCUCUAUACUGAUAACAUUAGUACAUUUGUCAUGUACUGCCUAGUACUGAAGCUUAUGUUUAUCGUUAGGAUUUAUUUUAAAGCCAUUUCCAAGGUCUAACAAAGGAAGAACAACAACAUUCAGACAGGCAGAGUAAUCUUAGUGUACCUACAGAUCAUCUAGCAGUAGAGGGAGGAUGCACAAACAACUGUGUACACAUGGUGUUUAAUUUCCUUUACUGGUGCGAUACCGCUAGCAACGCAGAGCAGUUUGCCUUGUGCAAGUUAAACUUCAAGGGCAAUACUUCUGAAUUUCAACUGUGCUCAGCUCCUGGUUGACUCGGCUUGUACUAAUAAAACAUUUACUGCAUCUUUUACUACCUCAGGUGAAGCUAUAGAGAACUAUUGAGGAUAAAUUCAUAGAUAGGUUCACAGUGCUCUGCAUUAGUGGACAUGUUGACUGUUUAUAGAUCUGUCCCCCCCCUCACAUUUGCUGUUUCACACGGGGCACAUGGAACUGCAACUGAUCGGAAUGGGUCUUGCCAAAUAAUUGAAAUUAAAUAACCGCAAAUUAAUUUGUUAAAGGACAGUAUCAGGAGUCAAAAUCUUGUUAUAGAUAUACCAAGCCAUAUUUGCUGUUACACAAAACUCGCCGGCCAUGCGAGCUUACAUCAUUAAACAAAAAUACGCACCAAAGCCUCGGUCUGCAGAAAGCGUUUCCGGCAUGAGGCCCCAACAAAGGAACUGCAGACAUGGUUUAGUGUGGUGUUGUGUUGGUGAAGCCAAAAUAAUCCUCCCUGUCAGGAGCAGACAUCAGGCCAUGUGGUGGCGGUGUGUUUGUGUGAGCAUCCAGUUCUUCAAUAACUCCGUACAACACAGUAAUGUACAAACACAUCAGGAUGGACGUUAUAUUUUAAUAUGCAAUGCCGCUGACAGAUGCCUUGCUGAGUGAUCAUUAUUGUGUAAUGACAAAUGAUGCUCUGCCAAAUAAAGAUUGGAUUAUUUUGUA